CCGGAAGAGGAAGUGAUCACACAAUAACUCGUGACGUCAUUCACCACGGAAACAUCCGGAAAAGAAGGGUGAACGAUCUGGUCCCGGACUUGAUGAAAAAGGAGAAACCGGAGACCAGGAGGAGCUGCAGACUGACAAGAAAUCGAUAAUGUUCAGUGACAUGGAUUUUGAAAUAGAAGAAGAUAAAUUGGGUAUUCCAACUGUGCCUGGGACUGUGACACUGAAAAAGGAUUCUCAGAAUUUAAUUGGGAUCAGCAUUGGAGGAGGAGCUCAGUACUGUCCCUGUUUAUACAUUGUGCAGGUAUUUGACAACACUCCGGCUGCUCUGGACGGAACGCUGGCCGCAGGCGAUGAAAUUGUCGGAGUGACCGGGAAAUCGGUGAAGGGGAAAACUAAAGUCGAGGUGGCCAAGAUGAUUCAAGCUGUGAAGGGAGAAGUUACAAUUCACUACAAUAAACUCCAGGCCGAUCCUAAGCAAGGCAAAACUUUGGAUAUUGUUCUGAAGAAAGUGAAACACCGGCUAGUAGAGAACAUGAGCUCUGGCACAGCUGAUGCCCUGGGUCUGAGCCGAGCCAUUCUGUGUAAUGAUGGUCUCGUGAAGAAAUUGGAGGAACUGGAGAGGACAGCAGAACUGUACAAAGGAUUGAUGGAACACACAAAGAGGUUACUAAGAGCAUUCUUUGAGCUGUCACAGACACACCGAGGGUUCGGGGAUGUGUUUUCUGUUAUUGGGGUCAGGGAGCCACAACCUGCUGCUAGCGAGGCUUUCGUCAAAUUUGCAGAAGCUCAUCGCAGCAUUGAGAAGUUUGGUAUUCGACUUCUGAAAACAGUGAAACCAAUGCUGAGUGACCUGAACACUUACCUCAACAAAGCCAUUCCUGACACCAAACUCACCAUCAAAAAAUACCUCGAUGUUAAGUUUGAAUAUUUGUCAUAUUGCUUGAAGGUGAAAGAGAUGGAUGAUGAAGAAUACAGCUGCAUAGCUCUGCAGGAACCUCUGUACCGAGUUGGCACUGGAAACUAUGAAUACCGUUUGAUCCUCCGCUGUCGGCAGGAGGCCCGAGCACGUUUCGCCAAAAUGAGGAAGGAUGUUCUGGAGAAAAUCGAACUUUUGGACCAAAAACAUGUUCAGGACAUCGUGUUCCAGCUCCAACGCUUUGUUUCUGCUCUGUCCAAGUACUACAAUGAAUGUUACGCUGUCUUAAAAGAUGCUGACGUGUUUCCCAUUGAGGUGGAUUUGACGAAAACAAUGUUGAACUACAGUCCAAAGGAUAUUUACACAGACGCAGAGGAAGAGGAGGAGAAGGAGAAUGAGGAAAAUGGAGAGAAACUAUUUGAUGAAUAGAACUUAUUUUCCUGUCUGGACAGAAAAUUGAAUCCCUUUACACAAUCAAAUCUGAAAUAUGCUGUUUAUAGUUUGAAUGAUGAACUGUUUUAUUUAUGUCUCGAAUGGAUGUGACCAUUAAUCCUCAUCAGAUCCUUGACUAAAUACAAAUACUUUAUGGGCAUGCACUUUAUUUACACCUAAACUUGUUUUAGUGUGUCCCGUUCAGUGUGUCCUUUGUUUGAGCCUCUAGGAGUAGCAUGUGAGGUUCUGUGCUUCUACAAAGCGAACAGUGCUGACAGCUGUUUGUUUCAUAUUAACCUAAUCACCAAGGGACUUGAGUUUUUGAUUCAGACAUUCCGUUCCUCCCCUCCUCAACAAAUAUCAUCAGUCAUUUAGUCCUGAGACUUUAUUUAUUCACUUGUGGGACAUGAGUAUGUCUGGCUAGCCAGUACUUAUUGGCCAUCCUGAGAUUCCCCUUUAAGGUUGUGGUGACCUGCUUUAUUGAAGAGCAGUCCACGUGCAGUAAGUGGACUCUGAAUGCCUUUAGAGAGGAAAUUCCAGGAUUUUGACCCAGCAAUGUUUUUCCAAGUCAGGAUGGUGAGUGGCUUGGAGGGGAGCUUGCAGAGGAUGGUGUUCCAAUGUAUCUGUUGUCUUUGCCCUUCGAGAUGGAAUUGAUUGUGGGUUUGGAAAGUGCUGUCUAAGUUUAUCUUUGGUCAAUUUCUGCUGUUCGUCUUGUAGAUACAGUGCUGCUACUGAGCAUCGGUGGUGGAUGCCUGUGAAUGUGCUGCCAAUCAAGUGGGCAGCUUUGUUCUCAUAUUUGUCCUUGUCUUUUAAACCAGAGUUAAAAGUACCUGAUGAUAGGUGUUUGUGUCACAGCCCUAAAAUUCUUUAUUUUGCCAUGAAAGAGUGAGGAUCAUACACGUGAUUUUUUUUCAGGUUGGCAGACAACAAGGUCAGCGUUGGGACCUCGGCAAUUGGCCGACUGAAGUAUCCAAAUUCACUAAUGUUCCAGAGCUAGGUUUAAAAAAUAAUCCAGUUGUGAAGAGAGUGCAGCAAACCAGGAAAGGGAUAGUGUGGGGCUGAGAUGGGCUAAAUGUCGUCCUAACUUGUUGCUAUGACUCUCUAAGUGAGUGGUGUAGAUGGUGGCAGCAAUUUUUUUUUCAAAUGAUGAGAAGCUGUUCCAGCCAUUGCUCAGAGUGAGAAGUUCAGAAAGGCAAAUGGUAUAAUGGUUUUUUGUAUAAGAGCUUUGGAGUAAGAAUAAGAAAGGAUUGCACAGGUGGAGAGGGCUCUGAUGGGAGCACACUUGGAGAUAUCCAUUUACUUGUGUAUUUUGACCUGUGUGUUAGCUGUUGAAGGCCAGGAUCUUACAGAAUGGCCUAUUUCUGAUCCUAUUUGCUACAUUCUUGUCAUUUCAAUUUAACACCUUUUUUGAGCAGCAGUGACGUGUAUGAUUUUCUGAUUAAGAAGAAUUGUUUCUGAAUCAAGAGCACUUGAAAGGUCAUAAGGCAUCUAUAGCUUUAAAAAGCUUGCAUCUAUACCAUCUGGGAAUUUUCAACCCUUAUUUUCUUCAUUAAUAAAUAGUUGAUAGGACAGAACUUGGAGUCAUUGAAAAUGGACAGAUUUUGAGACUUUCCUUGCACUCAUCAGGAUGUUUUGCAAUGAUCCCAAUUCAAGAAGAAAGCCAACAUUUUUAUUACAAUGAAGGUAAGUGCUGAUUCAUUAGCAGAUGGACUUUGGUCAAGAUGUUGCCGUGGAGAAUGCAACUUUUAAUGUUGAUUGACAGUUAACUGCUAGGAAGUUGUGUGAGAGGUAUUUAUGCUGGCAACCAAUUUAGGAUUGUCUGUUGGAUUGACAAUGUAGUACACUUGAGUAUACAGGAAGAUACAAAUUUAUUACACGUGGCCCUGUUCUUUGCUGACAGCAAGGCAUGAAUGCACUGCGUCUGUUUCAACUAAACAAGAUAGAUGUCAGCCAUUCACUGGUUCUUUUUUCAGGGCAAUGUGCUGACUGAUCACAAUUAACCUGCCUAUUUUAAAAUUUAAACAAAGCCUGACUGUUAACUGACAAUCGGUAUUAAUGGGCGUAUUCUCCAUAGCAACAUCUCUAACACUGAGUCCACUUGCCAAUCAGUCAGCAUUUGCCUCACUCACUCGCAAUGUCAGUGCUGGUUUUCCUGUUUAAUUGGCAUCCUUGCACUCAUCAAAACAUUUUGCAAGAUGACGACAAGCUUUGACGGAAUGUGCCUUUUUCAACAAUACUCUGGUUCUACAACAGUGAUAAUUUGCUGAUACACGUUAUAAUGAGCCCUUGUCUCUGAUUCAGUCGCAUUGUUGCUUGUGAUGGUCUGUCAUGGUACCCACGUGCUUGACUGCAAACUGAUCACAAGUCAUCAUUGGUUUCAUUGCCAGUACCACAACUGAUAGGUUUUAAGGAUUGUCCUUGACCACCCUCUUUUAUUUCUUGGGCUUGAUAACCCUUGCACAUUUCUUUUCAUGUUUCUUCCUUCUGUAUCUCUCUUGUCAACGUUCCCAGUGAGCUGUGGGGUUGAGUUGCACGGUAACCUGAAUAGACCACGUGGCUCUUUAUACUCUUACAGGAUCGCGCACUGAGGAAAAACUCGUUUACAACUACAGGACCUCGGGCUUUUACUGUCAGUUUUGCCACAAUCACUUUAUUUGGGUCUGUGCUGUUUCACUCUUUUUUUUCCUGUUCUUCACCUCUUGUUAGUUUCAUGUUGGUCCUUUUUACCUCUUUAAUUACCCAGAGCUGUUUUAUUUUUGUGUUAAGUAGAAUUCUUGCCUCUUUGGGGUAUAAACGGGUUUGUUAAAACAUUAAAUCGUUUACUGAA
Messenger RNA from Stegostoma tigrinum, 4175 nucleotides. RefSeq names its product protein interacting with prkca 1 (gene pick1). Gene Ontology annotation, cellular component: trans-Golgi network membrane; neuron projection; postsynaptic early endosome. Gene Ontology annotation, molecular function: phospholipid binding; protein domain specific binding; protein kinase C binding. Gene Ontology annotation, biological process: receptor clustering; positive regulation of receptor internalization; dendritic spine maintenance. NCBI's taxonomy places the organism in Eukaryota, Metazoa, Chordata, Chondrichthyes, Orectolobiformes, Stegostomatidae. Bases 149 to 1345 code for a protein of 398 amino acids. The record is from RefSeq and is a predicted model, not a curated record. The transcript has 13 exons.